Cuculus canorus (common cuckoo) is the source of this 7132-nucleotide messenger RNA. RefSeq names its product GA binding protein transcription factor subunit beta 1 (gene GABPB1). Lineage: Eukaryota; Metazoa; Chordata; Aves; Cuculiformes; Cuculidae. Gene Ontology annotation, biological process: positive regulation of transcription by RNA polymerase II. The record is from RefSeq and is a predicted model, not a curated record. Bases 4144 to 5328 code for a protein of 394 amino acids. Gene Ontology annotation, cellular component: nucleus. The transcript is spliced from 9 exons. Gene Ontology annotation, molecular function: protein binding; transcription cis-regulatory region binding.
UUUUUUUUUUACAUAGUGGAAAGAAAAAGACAAUCUGAAAAGGGCAUUCUUUUCCAGGUGUAAUGGAUGUGGGAGAUGGUUGUUCUCGGGCUAUCUGCUGUGUGUCACUUUAGUAGGGAAACCUGGUUAAUUGGCACUUUAUGGAACUUUGUCCUUGUAUUUUUAGGAAUGAUUGCAAAUCCUUUUAAUAGAUAAGGUGUAUAUUGAUUCAGUUUAUCUCCUAGUAGGUUUUUCUGCUAGUACUAGCAUAUGUACUUCUAGCAUAAGUAUGUCCCUUUUAGGAGUAUGCCUCGGAAGAAGUACACUGAUGGCUGCGAGGUCCCCAUGCUAGCAGAUCUGCAACAACUGUUUGUUUUGUGCCUGUUGAUUUUGAUCAGCUCACAUUCACCUCUGCAGUGGUAGAAGGGUCUGGAAUCUAGCAGCUGGGUCCUGGGUCCUUGGGGCAGGGUAUCAGUUUGAAAGGUGCUGCAGUACUUUAAGUCCAACCUCAUCUUCUUAUUGGAACUGCAGGCUGGGGCUCUGUAGGUUGUGGUGUGGGACCCCAGGCUUCCCAAGCUACAUGUUCUCCAGCUCUUUUCCUUCCCCACAGUGGUGCCCAUUUUGCACACCUUUCCACCUAAGCUCUGGUCUAGUGCUAUUAUUUACCCCUCUGGUAAUAACAUGAUGGUCAGAGUUGUAUAAAAUGUAUAAAAGCUUAAAUCUAAGAUGGAUAAAAAUAGCAGGAUGAUUUCCUGUUAAACAAAAGUAAAAUACCAAUAGUAAUUUGGUAUAUGUUUUAAUUACCAGUUAAUUGUGACAUCAGGCUCUUGAUACUGUACUGAAUGCAUUGCAGUAAUGAAAUGUGGAAGUUCAGGAGGUGGUUGGUGCAAAGAAGUCCAAACCCAGUGGAAGCUCUUCCCUAUUUACUCAAAGGUAGACAAACCCCCUUGUUCACACAAUUGUGAAGGAGCUGUUAGAUGUCUGAAAACAUGCUCAAGUUGUCCUAAGAGUAGCUGUUACAGUAUCAAGACUUUAUUUUAGAGCCAGUGAUGUUUUUAUUGUAUGAAAGAAUCCUCUCAUAAAGCAUUAGCCGUGCUUGAUGUAAACGGCACCGUUACUGGAGAGUACCCUCUCACACAGUUCAGCAGAGUUGAUUUGCCAACACUACACAGAGUAGAAGCGGUACUUGAUGAAGAGGGCCGCUUUGAAAUGGAAAUCUCAUUUAAAUUUAAAAUAUGUUUUAUUGUACUGUAUGUAAAACUUUGCUUUUGAUAGUAUCACUGUGCUAUUGUAGCAUUACUAACUGUUUUCGAGAGACCAACUGAAGGAUUUUUCUGGGAAGGAAAGAAAGGGAAGUUAUGACACUGCAGACCCUUCUCACUAUGUCCCAGUGCUAGCAGGAAGGGUAUGGCAGGGGAAGCAUGGAGCAUGUUGCUCAAGGGUUUCCUGACCUUACAAUAAUGGUGCUUGGAAUGGACUGCCAAAUAGAAAUCAGCUUUGGUUUGACUGCUCGUUAGAAAUUUUGUGAAUGCUAGUAUUCAUUGGUUAAAAGUGACUAAAUGGGCCUGAGUUGUGUUGGAAAAGCCUCUUCAGUUGCUGUUGUUAGUGUGUUGGUGACAUAUAAGGUGAUUUUUAUUUUUGAGUUCAAUAGUGUAAUUUUGCUAGGUGUUUCCCCCACUAGAUGGCCCAAGCAUGCCUUUGCGGACCUUAGGGGAACUGAAACUUCCACUUCAUUUCUACAAUGAAUUUCAUUAACUGAAGUUAAAAUCCUAUCUCAUGAAACAUAUGUAAACUUCUGUGAUGCUUUGUGCUUGUUUAAAAUACAAAUGCAUUAUAUCAAGCAAGAGAGUGUUGGUUAAUGUUAGUAGUAUGUGGUAAUGAAUAUUACACCAUGUGUGGCCUUCCAGAUCCCUUCUUUUCUUUGAGUAGAACAUUUCAUACUGAGUGUAGUGCAGUACUCUCAGGAUGUUCAACAGUAUUGGUUCAGAGGCGCUCAAAAGGUGUUGGUAUCAGGCUGCAGUUUGUCCCUAAAAUCUCCUGGGAGCGAGACUUGUAUUUUGCAGUCCAUGAUAACUGAAUUUUUGCUGCUUGAUUUUACUGCAUAGGGGUUUGCUAACAACUUUGCAGUUUAUUUCACCAGUGUAGAUGCAGUCAGUGAGUUCUGAAUAGGUGUAGUUAUUACUUGUAUGCAUUGUAAUUUAAUUCAGCUAUAUUUGUUGACUAACAGGUGUCGAGUGCAAGUUCGUUAUCAAGGCUGCCUUUUUUGGUUAGUGGAGAAAGACAGAUAUACACAGCAGGCAGCUCUUCCCAUGACAGUGGUUGGACGCUGGCAUGAGGUCAAAGAUGUGGCGGGAUUUUUGUUCACAGAGACAUUCAAAACUCAACAGGACUAAGUGCUGCACAGCCUGAGCCUGCUGGGCCAGCUCUGACUGGGAGGUUGAACCAGGUGACCUUGAGAGGUCCCCUCCAGUCUCAAUUGUUCUGUAAUUCUAAAAGGAGACUUGAUUAGUUUCUUUUCUCUACUGGUGUUUAAACCAAAAAUUAAUGCAAGGAAGGUUAAUUGUUGUCUUUCUGAAUUAGUUCUGAACUUCCACAUUUUGCAUUAAUUUCUGCAUUUCCUUUUGCUUCAGAGACCCUUGAUGUGUUGAUAUUAGACUGCUACAAAAAGUGUGUCUGCUUUCUUCCUCCUUAAAUUGCACCCCCUUGCUGCUCUGCCAAAAAAAAAAAAAAAAAAGUGUACCAUACAAAGGGAGUGUCAUCUUCUUUCAUUUCACUGUUGCACUUGCCAAAUGCAUGCUCUGUCCUAUUUUUUUAUCAUUACUUCUAGUGUCUCCCUUUAACAGGAACAAUAGCAUUUCUCUUAUUUCUGUUUCUCUUUCUCUCUUUCACUUUAUGGAAGAGAGUCAGCUGUUGUCCCUUCCUCUGCAUCUGACUCUGUGCUCCUUCUUUCCUUCCCUUUCCCAUUGUCAGUAUUUGUCCUGUCCUGCCACCUUCCUGCUCCUCUUCCCUUUUCUGUCUGGAGACAAAUCAACAUGUUCAUGUGUGCUAGAAGGAUGGACAUAUAUGGAAUAUUACCGUGGUGAAGGGGAUAUUGCUGCCUGCCGUCGGUUCUGUAGACAAAGAAGUAAUGUGCUUCGGUUCAUGGCUCUACUGAGAUGUGUUGUAGUUCUGCAUUUGCAGUAUUUCCCUCUUCCUCUCUAAUUUCUUCCAAGGUCAUUAGCUUUCAGCUUGUUGAGCAAUGUAAUGUGGAUUUUGCCAGCUGAGCCAGGUGCAGAGAACUUUCUAGAUAUGUUUGGUUUGUGAUAGAAGUGUAUGUUUUAGAAAAGAUAUAAAAAAUAAUCCUAUUGGGAUUCCUUUUUGAACUGUUGUACACUAAUUUUGUGUAGGGAAUUGGCUGCGUGGCCUUGAAACUGCUGUUAUUGGUAAUAUAGGCUUAACUUUGCUUGUGACGGGAAACUGAACUGAUGAAAGUAAUUCCAUUCUUAGCAUCCUGGUAGUGGAAAACAUACGUAUAGGACUAAAAUGUUAAUGAUAUAUUUUGGUUGGUGACAUGAGUUAUACUUUAGUUCUAAAUUUUCCUUUUACUGAUUAAUAGCAAGUAUGAAAUAGAGUGGCUUUAAAAAGGCGUUACACCAGGAAAUCUUUGCAACAGAAGUGUACAUAGGUCGACAUAUAGUCAUUUGUCUACAUAUAGUUUUGCAUGCUCUGUAUUACGUGGAACUUUUGAAUGCUGUAAAAGGGAUAUUUAUCUAAAGAUGGUGUGAAAGUUUUUCAUCUAGUCUGUCAGUCACAUCUCAAUCAAAAUGUUGCACUUAACAUGCUUUUAGUAACUGUAGACAGUUGAAGCAGGUACUAAUGUUUGUUUUCAGGCAGAUAUUUUGUGUGUGUCUGAUGCAAGGGGUACAAUAAUAUAUGCCUAUUGCAUCGUUUUGUAGCUAGGAAUACAGAUACUCUGUGUCAGGAUGAACAAAAUGAAGCAAUAGCGAUGGACAAGGUUUCAGAAAGGUGUUGUUUCAUAGCUACUUGAAUGUGUUCAUGUAGUGGUACCUCUUAAAUACAUGUAGGCAUUUGGGAUAAGUGAAUAUAGUGCCUUUGGGUUUGGAUGCAGCCAUGAUGUAGCAUCGUUUGAAAGAUGGACAAAGCUGCUGCGGGUUGCAGUAUCAGAUGUCACUAGUAGAUUUGGGAAAGAAACUUCUAGAAGCUGCACGAGCAGGUCAAGAUGACGAAGUUCGCAUUUUGAUGGCAAAUGGAGCACCUUUUACCACAGACUGGUUGGGAACAUCUCCACUUCAUCUGGCAGCACAGUAUGGGCACUACUCAACAACAGAAGUGUUGCUGCGAGCAGGUGUAAGUCGGGAUGCCAGAACCAAAGUGGACAGAACUCCAUUACAUAUGGCAGCAUCAGAAGGCCAUGCCAGCAUAGUAGAAGUUUUGCUUAAGCAUGGAGCUGAUGUCAAUGCGAAGGACAUGCUCAAAAUGACUGCGCUUCACUGGGCUACUGAACACAACCACCAAGAAGUUGUAGAACUCUUGAUAAAGUACGGAGCAGAUGUUCAUGCUCAGAGUAAAUUUUGCAAAACGGCAUUAGAUAUUGCAGUAGACAAUGGAAAUGAAGACCUUGCAGAAAUAUUACAGAUUGCAAUGCAGAACCAAAUCAAUACGAAUCCAGAGAGUCCAGACACUGUGACGAUACAUGCAGCAACACCACAGUUCAUCAUUGGACCUGGAGGGGUGGUGAACCUAACAGGUCUGGUAUCUUCUGCAAAUACAUCAAAUGGAACAGAUGAAACGGGAGUGUCUGCUGUACAGUUUGGAAAUUCGUCGACGUCAGUAUUAGCCACAUUAGCAGCUUUAGCAGAAGCAUCAGCUCCACUGUCAAAUUCUUCAGAAACACCAGUUGUGGCUACAGAAGAGGUGGUGACUGCAGAAUCUGUGGAUGGUGCUAUUCAGCAAGUUGUCAGUUCUGGAGGUCAGCAAGUUAUUACUAUAGUUACAGAUGGCAUUCAGCUUGGUAACCUGCAUUCAAUUCCAACCAGUGGAAUUGGGCAACCGAUCAUUGUGACCAUGCCAGAUGGACAGCAAGUAUUAACAGUUCCAGCAACAGACAUUGCUGAAGAAACUGUGAUAAGUGAAGAACCACCAGUGAAGAGACAGUGCAUUGAGAUUGUUGAAAAUCGUGUGGAGUCUGCAGAAAUAGAAGAAAGAGAAACUCUUCAGAAACAGCUGGAUGAGGCAAACAGAGAAGCACAAAAAUACCGUCAGCAGCUUCUAAAGAAAGAACAAGAAGCGGAGGCCUAUCGGCAGAAGUUAGAGGCAAUGAACCGCCUCCAGACUAAAGAAGCUGUUUAAUAAAAAAUGAACAUACUGCAAAGCCUGUUACUUUCAAAAACCUGCAGUACAAUCUUGAACUGUACUCUGUAUAAGUACAGACACAGGAUUACAUGAUAGAGAAAGAAGAUGCUUCAAGUUGAUAACUGGACUUAAGCCGUGAGCUCUGAUAAAUUUCUUGUAACAUAAAAACUCUGGAUUUAGAAAUUGUGAAAAGUAUUUAAAAUUAAAUACUGUAAAUAGUUGUUUUUUUUACAGUUUCAAAAUGAGUUGAUAAAUCUUUUUGAAGGGAUCCAGAAACACGAGAAGCCAAUGUUUUUGUGAAAUUUUUGAUUUUAGUAUGAAUCUAACUUCUGAAAAACAGAACAGUUUUAAGGGUGAUGUUGAUUUAAGCUGACAACUUGAAAAUUAAUUAUAUGAUAAAACGAAUUAGCAGUUAUUUCUACACGGUGACAACUUAAACUUCUCUGAAUAAGACAUUUCCAGGUGGAAAUCUUUGUACAGCUUUAAAGAGUUGUCUCAGAUUCUCUGAAAACCAUUUUUGGGUUUUUUUUUAUUUUAGGCGGUGAAAUUUUUAUAUUUAAUUUCAGAUAUAUCCAAGUAGAUUUACAUGUAUAUGAAGCUAAUAUUUUUUAAACUUUUCAGUUUGUACAUAUGCUGCAUGUUUUUAUAAUUUCUACACAUACAUCUUGCAUAGGUAUUUUUCUGCAAAGGUGAGAAAAAUUAUGAGAAAUAUGUUUAGCCUAUAGGUCAUUUGAAGUAAGCUAGCAGCCAGUUUUAUUGUGGAUGGUAUAUUUCUUGGAAGAAUGUAAUUUGUAAUGAAAAAGAACAAAAAAAAUCUUAAUUUACGUAUUGGGGACAACUUAAAAUUUGGUAGUGGAGGCAUUGAAACUUCUUGUGUCUUAUGAUUUUGCUGUACAAACUUUUUAAAGUUCAGUAAUGAAUAGGAAAGAAUGUCUCCACUGGCACACACAUUUUUGGAACACACAUCUUUUACGAUGUUCCUGUUGAUCUCUUUUCCUCAAUAGCCUUGAAACUAUUUCAGUAACACUUUUUUUUUUUUUUAAACAGACUUUUGCAUUUUAAUUAUGCAAUCAGACAAGUAAUUUUUUUUACGUUGUAGUGAUGCUCUUCUUACCUGGCAUCAUUGUUUUUCACUGUGAUACCGUGUUUGUGUGCGUCUGUGCAGUGAUCUAUUAUGCUUAGGAUUUAUAUAGCACGUUACAUCUUCAGAGCAUUGUAAAUUCUUUUAAAGAGCCCUUACUGUACCGCCUGAGGCAGGUAAGUGAGUGUUAUUGUCUCAAUUUUAUAACUGGUGUAAGCGCAACACAGGGAGUAUUAUAUGACUGUCCCAAGACCACAUGAAUCUGUGGCAGACCUGGGAAUAGAUCUCAGGAGUUCUUGGCUUCUGGUCCUGUGCUUAGACUGAGCUGCCUUAAGAUUGUUCAGUGCUGUGUUACAUUAAAUUUUGAACUACUGUGCAGAUUUCUUUUUUUUUUGUAAGAUAAGACUCGUUGUGCUUUGCUUUGUUGUUCCAUGUUUCACUGCUUUUAUUGAAUUGUUUAUAUAAACUUAAACAAAAAGUCUAGUUUACCUAUACUGUACACAGAAGAAUUACCCUUAAAACUGUACUCUGGCCUACUUUUUCUAUUUUACAAUUAAAUAUCUUUUCCACAAAUAUAUAGUGUAGAAUCAAUUCAAUUUCAGUUGUUUUGUGUGCGCAUUAGACGGUCAAAGCUGUGCUGUGUUAGACAUUCAGAAAAAUAGGAAAAGAACAUUUUUAGGCUUAGAAUGGCCUUAAGAGGUAGGAGGGAAGUGUGGGGCA